Messenger RNA from Clarias gariepinus (North African catfish), 872 nucleotides. Its product is annotated as glyoxalase domain-containing protein 5-like. Bases 224 to 706 code for a protein of 160 amino acids. The transcript is spliced from 4 exons. Lineage: Eukaryota; Metazoa; Chordata; Actinopteri; Siluriformes; Clariidae. The record is from RefSeq and is a predicted model, not a curated record.
AAAUAAUUCCUUGUGUGACUAAGAAUUUUUUUAAAACGUUGUACAGUAUAAGAGUUACUGUUUUUACACAUACAGGUGAAGAAGAAAAAAACAGUUAUUACGGUAAGACGUCUUUCACUCCGGAACAUAACUCCGGUUACUAAGCUGAGAAGCAGCUACCUGACUAUCAAGCACGUUAACUUAACAUUAUUAAUUUACUGUACCGCUUUUCCCCGGUGCUGUCAUGGCUUCACGAGUCUGCGGCUUUUUACGUCAGGGAAUCUACACAACGUCACCUGUGUUCAGUGGAGCAAUCCGAGCUCGCCUGAAAAGCUCAUGCCCGGUUCAAAUCAGCCGUCUGGAUCAUCUCGUCCUGACGGUCCGGGAUUUGAAGAGAAGCACAGAUUUCUACUCCUCAGUCUUGGGAAUGGGGGUGGUUACAUUUAAGGGAGACCGUAAGGCCUUAAGCUUUGGAGAGCAAAAAUUUAAUCUACAUGAAGUUGGCAAAGAGUUUGAGCCAAAGGCCAAUAAUCCUAUGCCAGGCUCAGCAGAUCUUUGUCUCAUCACGAAGACCCCGCUGGAAACAGUUGCUGCCCAUCUGAAGAAAUGUGGUGUGAAGAUUGAGGAAGGGCCAGUUGAGAGGACAGGAGCAGUAGGCCCAAUCAAGUCUCUGUACUUCAGAGACCCUGACCACAACCUGAUUGAAGUUUCCAACUAUAUUAAUUAAGACUUAAUGUUAAACUGUGGAGGGGACUGUUACUCUCUUAACAGUAAUAUUUGGGCCAAAAUUAUGCAAAAUAAUUGUGAACCUUUUUCUUUGUAAAUUUACUUGUGUAUAUAUAACAAAACACCUUAAAGUAAACGCAAUAAAAUAAAAACAAUUUACAAUUUCA